Cetraspora pellucida is the source of this 1155-nucleotide messenger RNA. NCBI's taxonomy places the organism in Eukaryota, Fungi, Glomeromycota, Glomeromycetes, Diversisporales, Gigasporaceae. The record is from the annotation of a GenBank genome assembly.
AUGGCAGAUAGGUUUGAUCCUGAUUCCUUACUAGCCUUGGAAAAAGCCUUCCUCAAAGUACCCCUUGUACAGUUCAGAGGAUCUACCUCAAAGGCUUAUAAGAAUUUUGAAAAGGAAUCAAAACACAUUCAAAUGCAAAUCAAACAAUUACAAAAUGAACUUGCUUUAAGUAAUAAAGUCGAUCCUGAUAAAGUUAAGGAAAUUCACGAAAACAUUGAAAAAUGGCUUGGAAGCUCAAAAGUUGAGUUUCUUGAGGCUCAUGGUGAAGGUCAAAAGCAUGUCGCAAGAGGCCGACAGCGUGUUGAUCAUCUCGCUGAAGUAUCUUUAAUAAAUAAUAUUUAUGAUCCAAAAUACAAAGAGUGGACUGGAAAACGUGCUGACCGCGUUAUAGUCGAUUAUUUACUGAGGGAAGGUUUUCGUGAUACUGCAAUCCAAUUGGCUCGAGAAUCCGAUAUUGAAUCCUUAGUUGAUAUUGACCUGUUUACAGAAGCUCAUGUUAUUGAGCAAGCUUUGAGAAAAAACAGAUGUACAGAAGCUUUAAGAUGCACCCUUGAAUUUCUUCUUCGUGUACAAGAAGUUAUCGAGUUAUGUCGCGAAAAUAAAAGAGAGGAGGCCCUUAAAUAUUCAAAAGAACAUUUCAAAGCCUAUAUAGAUGUUAAUAAAAAGAGUGCUCAAGAUCCUAAAAAGUCGGAUUCUCAGCCUGGUCCUAUUAGGAGACGUGAUAAUGUUCUAUACGAUCCUAUUCGUUGGGGACGACUAAUUGCUCGCUUUCGAAUUGACUUUUAUGAGUUAAAUGCCCUCCCUUCUCAACCUUUAUUGAAUGUCACCUUACAGGCUGGAUUGUCUGCUCUUAAAACCCCAAUGUGUUAUCAACACGAUAAUAAAAACAUUGAUUGUCCUGUAUGUUCUCCAGAUACUCUUGGCACUCUUGCAAAAGGCUUGCCAAUGAAUCAUCACGUAAAUUCGACUUUAGUAUGUCGAAUUAGUAAAAAGAUUAUGAAUGAAGAUAAUUAUCCUAUGAUUUUACCAAAUGGUUGUGCUUAUUCUCAUGAUGCACUAGCUGAAAUGGCUUCAAAAAACAAUGAUAAAGUUACAUGUCCUCGUACUGGUGAAAUUUAUGAAUUCUCAAAGUGUAAAAAAUUGUACAUAUUAUAG